Aedes albopictus (Asian tiger mosquito) is the source of this 768-nucleotide messenger RNA. Its product is annotated as COMM domain-containing protein 2. Lineage: Eukaryota; Metazoa; Arthropoda; Insecta; Diptera; Culicidae. The transcript has 3 exons. The record is from RefSeq and is a predicted model, not a curated record. The coding region runs from base 91 to 753 and encodes 220 amino acids.
AUUAUUGUUACCGUACCAAGAAUCGCAUAAAAAGUAGUAUCACAGCGGGUUUUAGUUUUUGAUAAGUAUUUUCAUCGGUAAUGUGAAUAAAUGGCUCAUCUAAUUAAGCAGGAACAGGAUAAGCAUCUGAAGUUUGUCUUAGAUCAAUCAGAAGAGGUCCUUAUCGAGUUCUGCAAAUUGGCCAUCGAGUAUGUCAGUAAUGGCAUUAACGAGAAAAAAUGCUCUGUCGCAGCUAAAAAGCUAGAGACAACCUUUGAGACCAUUAAAACUUGCGUCGAAGCACUGGUCUGUCUACUGAUCGAUUCCACCAAGUUGCAUAUCACCGAGGAGGAGUUUCAAACGCUUCGUACUCUCCAGUAUACCGAUGGCCAAAUAGCCAUCCUGUGGCAGUUUGUGAGCAGCAAGCGGAAUCUGGUGGAAAACAUCCUUAAACAUUCCACCGACAGCGAGUUGCACUUCCGAGACCUGGAGUGGCGCUUGGAAGCGAAGGUGGCCUCCAGGGCGAUGAUCAAACAAGCCACACCGAUCAUAGCCAUGAAGUUGCACCUGGACAGCGAAGUGGUCAACGAGCAUAAGGAGAAACUGCAGCCUGAUCAGGGCGAUGCCGAGACAGGUCAGCUGAGCACUCGGAAGGAAGUCCUGCUGCAAACCGAUCCGACUAGUUUGGUGCACUUGAUACAGGUGCUGGAGCAGGCUCUAAUCGAUUCCAAAACUCAUCGGGUUAGAAAUUUUGUGAAAUCAUUCCAGAAAUAAAAUUGAGCAAUACGA